AUGUGGAUUUGCAGCGUUGAGUGUUGUCAGAACGCAUCAGUGCGGGUUACUGGCGAUUGUUUUAUUUGCGGGCGGCACCUCUGCUACAAGCACGUGGCGCCGACAUUUCAUACUUGUCCAGACCUCGACGACGAGAAAGACUACUAUCCAGCGUACAUGCAAGCAGAUCAGAAAGAGAUUGAGAUGAUCAGCAAGAAGAUCAAUUACGCCGCACUCGAAUCUCAUGCUAGAGAUCUUCGACUGGGCAUAUCUUGCCACGCUAUCACCCUCCCUUUGGACCGCAAGACACAAUACGAGGUCAUUGGUGGCAUGAACGUGCACAUCAAGGUCCAAUUUGAAGACGGUGUUACUUGGUUGGCCCGUAUUAGACGCACAAACGCUACUUCUCCACCUCCAGUCGUACGCGACUACAUCUUCCGCAGCGAGAUUGCUACUCUCCGUUUCCUGGAGAAACUCAACAUACCUUCUCCCAGAAUACAUGGGUAUGCUUUGGAGGGAGAUGUUGGUAAUGAAGUCGGUGUGGGAUACAUGUUCAUCGAAGAGCUGCCUGGAACACCACUCUGCUGGGGUGAUCUAACGCACGGACAGACGCGUAAGAUCGUUGCUCAAAUGGCCGACAUGGCGAUUGAAGUCUCCAAACAUCCAAUGGAUAGCAUUGGUGCUCUCCAUCUACCAUCUCCAGGGACCAUUGGUCCCAUCGCACGAGAAGAACUCUGCGAUCUCGUUAACGGAAACUUACGAACCCUGGGUCCGUUUACCAGUAUGCAAGACUACUGGGCCACGUACCUUCAAUCCAUUCUGGCUCAGAUCUUGGAUCGUCAACUUUACACCCUCCACCCUAUCGACGCCUACCUCAUUCACAGAUUCCUUCUCGAUCUGGUUCCCCAAGUCUGGACAGCAGAAAAGGAGCCCUGCUACCUCAAGCACGCAGACGACAAAGGCAGUCACAUCCUCAUCGAUGCUUCCGCCAACAUCACAGGAAUCAUAGAUUGGGAAUGGGCACUUUUCGCUCCUGCAAGCUUUGCCCUCAACAGUCCUAAAGCACUCUUCCACAUACAAGACUUCUUCGCUGGUGAAACCGCGUUGUCCAGCUCUGAAUCUUAUUUUGUAGAGUGCUUGGAGGGUGAGGGGAGAGCUGAUUUGGCAAAGGUAGUUAGAGAGGGGAAACAGAGCCUUUUCUUCGACUUUUGCUGUGCGUUCGAUGGGAGGACUGAUUGGGAGGGUUGGAUGGGUGUAUUCAAGGGGCUGAGGAAGUGUGUUGGUGUCGAUGAUGGCUUAAACUGGGAUGAGUGGAAGCAGAUUACUUUGAAGAGGUAUGAGAAUGAUGAUGGGGUGAAGCAGUUGCUGGCGAGGGGAGCUCUGACCGAUUGA
Aureobasidium subglaciale EXF-2481 is the source of this 1371-nucleotide messenger RNA. RefSeq lists its product as uncharacterized. The record is from RefSeq and is a predicted model, not a curated record. Lineage: Eukaryota; Fungi; Ascomycota; Dothideomycetes; Dothideales; Saccotheciaceae. The coding region runs from base 1 to 1371 and encodes 456 amino acids. The transcript has 2 exons.